Molecule: messenger RNA, 2341 nt
Organism: Olea europaea var. sylvestris
Lineage: Eukaryota; Viridiplantae; Streptophyta; Magnoliopsida; Lamiales; Oleaceae
Product: pentatricopeptide repeat-containing protein At1g09900-like
Exons: 2
Coding region: 195-1961 (588 amino acids)
Molecular function (GO): protein binding
Source: RefSeq, a predicted model, not a curated record
UUUAAGCGUAAAUUUCCUAUUAUCCAAUCGCUUGGGAUAAGAAACAUGGCGGCGCCAGAACAAACGAGCAAAAAAAAUUUCUGGGUUUGAACCUUAAACCUCUCAAAGAGUAAGCUUUCUUUCAGUUAAUCUCUCUGUAUAUUUUUUGCGCACCACGAAGCAUAUUUGUUUUUUGGAGAUUUAAUUGGUUUAAGAUGGAAUUAAUGAUAUCUGCAAGGCAAUCCAAUGAAAGUUUUUGCUCAUUUCAUCAUCCUAUUCGUGAGCAGAGCUCGAUUAAACAUAGAAUUAAAAUUUGUUGGACAAACUUUGUUUCAGAGAAAACGAAAAUUGAUCGGUUUAGGAAAAGACGGCGAAAUCGGGUGUUAGCUGUUUCGAAGACUGAAACUUUUGGUACAAAUGGUAGGUUACGGUUGUCGAAUAUGGAGAAAAACCCACAAGGUCAAAAGAAUUCGAAUCACAAUUUCGAGGAAUUUGAGAGUAAUAAUUUUCUUCGUCGGUUGGUUAAGAAUGGGGAGUUGGAGGAAGGGUUUAGGCAUCUCGAGAACAUGGUUUACCGGGGUGACAUUCCCGAUAUUAUCCCGUGCACGAGUUUAAUUCGUGGGUUUUGCCGGAUUGGAAAGACUAAGAAGGCUACUAGAAUCAUGGAGAUUCUUGAAGAAUCCGGGGCUGUUCCUGAUGUUAUAACUUAUAACGUGUUGAUUAGUGGGUAUUGUAAGUCGGGGGAGAUUGAUAGUGCGUUGAAAGUCUUGGACCGAAUGAGCGUUGCCCCGGAUGUGGUCACAUACAAUACGAUUUUGCGCACUUUAUGUGAUAGUGGGAAAUUGAAACAAGCUAUGAAGGUUCUUGAUCGGCAGCUGCAAAAGGACUGUAUUCCCGAUGUGAUAACCUAUACGAUUUUGAUUGAAGCCACUUGUAAAGAAAGUGGAGUUGGACAAGCAAUGAAGCUCUUGGAUGAAAUGAGGAUUAAAGGGUGUAAGCCUGAUGUGGUUACUUACAAUGUUCUUAUCAACGGGAUUUGUAUGGAAGGCAGAUUGGAUGAUGCUAUUAAGUUCUUGAAUAAUAUGCCCUCUUACGGUUGCCAACCUAAUGUGAUCACGCAUAACAUCAUUUUGCGCAGUAUGUGUAGUACAGGGAGGUGGAUGGAUGCUGAGAAACUAUUGGCGGAGAUGCUUAGAAAAGGGUGUUCACCAAGUGUUGUAACCUUUAACAUCUUGAUUAAUUUCCUGUGUAGGAAAGGACUACUUGGUCGAGCAAUUGAUAUUUUGGAGAAGAUGCCUAAACAUGGGUGUACACCAAAUUCCUUGAGUUACAAUCCAUUGCUUCAUGGGUUCUGCAAGGAAAAGAAGAUGGAUAGGGCGAUUGAGUAUCUUGAGGUAAUGGUAUCUCGGGGGUGUUACCCUGAUAUUGUGACCUACAAUACAUUGCUUACUGCUUUAUGUAAAGAAGGGAAGGUUGAUAUUGCAGUCGAGAUACUUGAUCAGCUAAAUUGCAAAGGCUGUUCUCCUGUUUUGAUUACAUACAAUACAGUGAUUGAUGGGCUCUCGAAGAUGGGAAGAACCGAACGUGCUAUCCAGCUAUUGGACGAAAUGCGGGAGAAAGGGCUCCGACCUGAUAUCAUCACCUACUCAUCACUCGUGAGAGGACUCAGUAGAGAAGGAAAGAUUGAUGAAGCUGUCAAAUUCUUUCAUGAUAUCGAACAGCGUGGGGUCAGGCCCAAUGCUAUCACAUAUAAUUCCAUUAUGUUGGGGCUUUGUAAGGCUCGUCAAACAUAUCGUGCCAUUGAUUUCUUGGCUUAUAUGGUAUCGAAGGGAUGCAAACCUACUGAAUCUACAUACACAAUUCUGAUCGAAGGCAUUGCUUAUGAAGGAUUGGCAAAGGAGGCUUUGGAGUUAUUGAACGAAUUGUGCACUAGAGGAGUGGUGAAGAAAAGUUCAGUCGAACAGGUGGCAGUCAAAAUAUAGCUUGAAUGCUUAACUGUUGCUUCAAUAAGGCAACUUUCUGGCACUGAAGUGAGCUCUACGGUUUAAUUUGUUGUAAUGUGAAUUGAAUUGUUCUGAAGAGUCAGGCUUUUUGCUUUCCUUUUGUUACUUUUCUAACAAAGGGAUGUCCCAAGCAGUUUUGCUCUUUGCUGUAUGCAUCGUUAGAUUUUGUUAUUUGCUUGGGUUAUUUCUUGAAUACCUUGGCCUUUAUAGUUAUUUUUUUCGUGGUGAGAUUAGAGGUAGUGCUAUUACUUUGGCCGGAGUCAAUGGUGUGAAAAUGCAAGAGAAAAGAUAUACAAUAUAGAUCAACGUUGUUGAUUCUACUUCAAAAUCGUGUUUUUACUAUAUUCAAUUUCUUGAAA